UAUUCAAACUGUUACUUUCUUUUCUUUUCGCUUUUCAUUUUGUACACAAACCAAAAAUUCAUAGCCCGCCCUACCCAAGAGUAAGAUGACAUUUUCCACGGUUUUUCCCAUUGCAUAUUGCACGUUUGUUAUUACACUGAGUGGGUUUACAAUGUGGAAGGUGAUGUGGUCCGUAUCAACCAUUCAGUCAUCAAGCGAAAAUGAUAGUCAGCCUGGCCAAGGUCUUUUCUUUCCUAUGUGGCUAAAUGCGGGUUUAGUUGCAUUAUUUGUUGCUCAGCACAGUUAUUUGAAAACUAGUCAAAUUGGAGAUUACUUGCGUCGACACCGUAUCACUUCGUCUAUUUCAAGAAGUAUUUAUGUCAUCCUCACUUCGGUGGCUCUUCAGAUCAUCAUGGCAUUGUGGACUCCAAUUACCUCAUAUAGUUUGUGGCGGCUAAAUACUGAUGGCUCACUACUUUGGUGGAUCUUUGCUACAAUUCAUGUUUUGUCAUGGGCUAGUAUAUAUGGAGGUUCAGUACUCCUUGAUCUUCCAGAUCUGAUUGGCAUCAGACAAAUUUACUAUUUCUGCCUUAAUCUGGCUGAGACUUCAGAUCUGAAAUCAACUGAACUUCAACGCCUCUACAAACACAAACGUCAUCCAGGGUUUAUGAGCAUUGUAGUUCUGCUUUGGAUCACUCCUUUUAUGAGUUUGGACAGAUUCCUUUUAGCUUUGGCUUUCACUGUUUACAUGGCUGUAGCUUGGGAGCCAACAGUGGAUGACAGACGCUAUCAUCAAAGACAGCUCGAACGCAAACAACAUGAAAUAUCGUACAGUAACCGAAGGAAACAAAUGCAAAACUCUGAGUUUAGAAAUUUCAGAGGUUAAUGGCGUGAACAAAUCAAAUAAUUGCAGUGAUUCAUAUGUCUGAAAACAUGAUCAAAUUCCUAAUAAUUGAGAUACCCUAACCUUAAAUAAUCUAGCACACUAAGCCAUAAGAUCCGUGUCUACCUGAUUAAUGCUUUUUUCUUUUCGAAAUUAUUUAUAAAAACCACAGAAUAUUAUUUUGUCCUUCAUCCAAAGAUGGUAAACUUUCAACAAGCGCUACAAUAACUAAUUUAUAAAUUCUAUUUCAUUCUGUUUAGUCUUAAGGGAAAUGUUUCCAGUACUAACACCUUUAAAAGGAUCUCUUCACUGUUCCUCAAAUCAAAUAACUCCUUGUGUAACUAUUUUUUUUUUCCAACUUGCUAUGCAUGUCAUGAAUACUGAAUUCGUCCAUCCUUUUUGAUUACUUAAUUGAAAUACAGCAAACUCGUUUUCAACA
Daphnia pulex (common water flea) is the source of this 1301-nucleotide messenger RNA. Its product is annotated as nurim homolog. Lineage: Eukaryota; Metazoa; Arthropoda; Branchiopoda; Diplostraca; Daphniidae. The coding region runs from base 86 to 865 and encodes 259 amino acids. The record is from RefSeq and is a predicted model, not a curated record. Gene Ontology annotation, cellular component: nuclear membrane. The transcript has 4 exons.